Molecule: messenger RNA, 1980 nt
Organism: Adineta steineri
Lineage: Eukaryota; Metazoa; Rotifera; Eurotatoria; Adinetida; Adinetidae
Source: the annotation of a GenBank genome assembly
AUGUUGGGCCAAUGGACUUUCUGGAUGAAGCAUCAAUGGCAAAAUGCUGCGGACGGUGGUAGUUUUGGAACAUUUUCGUGGGCGUCAUUAAUUAUUGCUGGAACCUUUCUAAACGAUUGGCGUGAGUGGAUUUGUGUUGUUCCUGUCAGCAAUGCUAUUGCUCGUAAGCACCGUGUGAUUAAAGCGAGUAUCGGACUCCUUACCGUAGCAUUAGUCAGUUGGUUAUUGGCUUAUCUUAUUUCAUCAAUUCCUGCGUCGUGGAGUCCAAUAUGUUUUUCAAUGAAAGAUAAUAGUCCAACUAUAUGCCCUAACAUGAGUCUACCUUCAAUUCCAUUUGUGGCACCACAAACCGAUGUCAUUUCAAUAUGGACAAUGACUCAAAGACUCGUUUCACUCAGUUUUCAUCUUGCGUUAACAAUUAUGUUUCACUAUCUCUUCUAUAAUUACUGCUCUUUUCUUACGACUGUUUGGCUAUGGUUUCUAUUUUUAAUCAUUAAACAAACUUAUUCUCAAGCAAUCUUUGCUAGUAAAACAAUAUUAUCAAGUCAAGGUACCCAGUAUAUACCUGUUAAUAUGCCAGCUCAAUUUAUUUCGAUAACUAAUACUGAUUCAGUCAAGAAAUGUUCUAUAUUAUGUAACAGUAAUGUUCUAUGUCGCAUUUUUGAUUAUGCAGUAUCUUCACCUAAACAAUGUCGAUUAUUUGAAGGUGAUACAAAUAAAUUAGGUCAAAUUGUUACCUCAACUUCAUCUCAAUCGCAAGUUGGCACUUUACAACUUUCCGCACGUCUUUUCGUUGAAUACGGCAGUCCAUGUAUUUCCACUUGUAAUCAAAUUCGCUAUCUUCGAUGUGGAAAUAAUUCUACGUGUGAAUGUAUGCCACAUACUUAUUGGAAUGCAUCAAUUUCUAUGUGUAUUCCACAAUCGCCAAUACUUGGUGCAUCCUGUCAACAAAAUAUGAGCAUGUGUAGAGAAGACCUAAACUAUACAUGUUUACAAUUUAAUCAAUGUGGGCCAUUAUCAGUACUUUCUGGAACAACAAUUGCGAAUGAUACCACUAAAAUAACGAAUAGUUCAACUGCUGGUCUAAGUUAUCCUAUGGGAAUUGAUAUAUUUGGAACCAACAGUGACUCAAUUAUUAUUGUAGAUACGGGCAAUAAUCGUAUUCUCGGUUUAUGGGAUGCUGAGACAAACUAUAAAAACAUUUCUGUAGUGGCAACUGAAUGGACUCCUGGACAGCCUCUGGUCUUGCCUUGUGAUGUGUAUGUCAAUGCUAGAAAUGCAUGUGAUAUUUAUGUUACUAAUUAUGAUAAUCCUCAAGUUGUAUUAUAUUCUAACAUGCAAACAAUUAAUCCACUACCCCGCAUGGUUGCAGGUCUCGGUUAUGGUGGAGCAGGACUUGACCGUUUGAAUGAUCCAUUUGGAGUCGUAGUAGAUAGUAAUAAGAAUGUCAUCGUUGCUUCUAUGGCAGAUAAUCGAAUAAUGUUUUGGCCUCCAAAUGCUUUGAGUGGUACAAUAAUAGUUGGUCAUAUCUCAGCUAUUAAUGGGAAUACUUCUAUGGAUCUUGAUUGGCCCCAAGGAAUAGCACUUGAUGAACACAAUUCAUGGUUAUAUGUCGCUGAUUCAAAUAACCACAGGAUACAACGGUACAACUUAAAUGAUACUUGGCCAUGCAACGGUACUACAGUAGCAGGCGGCAAUGGUCCUGGUUCACGAAGCAAUCAACUCUUUUAUCCAUCUUUUAUUAAAAUAUCGAAUAAGACGGGAGCUUUGUACAUAGCGGACAACGGUAAUAACAGAAUUCAACGUUGGGAUCAAGGAGCAACUGAAGGAGUAACUAUUGCAGGUGAUAUCAAUGGCAAUCCGGGAUCCAAUGAUACGAUGCUUAACUCUCCUGCAGGAUUAGCUAUUAACCAUAAUGAAACAUUCAUGUAUGUAAUCGAUCAAAGCAACAAUCGCGUCCUCAGAUUUCAGCUCAUUUAA